Messenger RNA from Dracunculus medinensis (Guinea worm), 1017 nucleotides. NCBI's taxonomy places the organism in Eukaryota, Metazoa, Nematoda, Chromadorea, Rhabditida, Dracunculidae. The record is from the annotation of a GenBank genome assembly.
AUGCAGCGGUGCCUUUUGGGAAAAAAGAAAGAUCGGAGAAUGGGCUCAUCGAAAUCGAAAAAUCGUGGAGAGAUUAUAGCAAAAUGUAAGGCACCUGGUUAUUGCAUAAAAUGCACGAUGUUGCUGUCUUAUGAUUCUUUUGAACAAGCAACGAAUGAUAUUGCCUUGUCAUUGAAAGCUCAUCGAACGAAUACAAUUGAUACAAGUCCUUAUGCAACAAUGAAUAUGGAUGUUACAUGUAUUGGUGCACCUGUUUUAGGAAAAUAUAUAUUAGCGGCUGGGCAUGAUCAGUAUUGCGAUUUUUAUGAAUCAUCCGGAUUUUCAUCAGUAAGAAUAGCUGAAUCAGAUCAAAAAAAUUUUCUAUCUCUAGACUUCAGGAAAAUUGCUCGAAUAACAUCUGUCAAGAAGCCGAAAGAGUCAUAUCAAAAAAUAGUUCGUUUUGAUAAGAAUGAGGAAAUUUCACAAAUAAAUUCGAGGAAAGUGUUCACAGGUGGUGCUGACGGCAUUGUACGAAUUUGGAAUCUCGAUUCGAUACGAAAAUUGGGAAAUAAUGUGGAUGGCGUACCUCUCUUGCAAAUAGCUGCACAUGAAGGAACUGUUGAUGAUUUAGAUAUUUCUGCAGAUGGUAAAAUUUUAAUUAGCACUGGACAUGAUGCAAAAGUUUUUUUGUGGGAUGUUAUUGAAGGUCAUAAAUUAUUGCAAGUGAAUGCUCCAGAAUCACUCAAGAGUCAGUUUCGGCCACGUUCUGUUCGUUUUACACCGUUGGGAUCAACAAAUUUUAUUUUUGUUAUAUCUUACAAUCAGAUUAUACGAUCAUCAAAGUCGCAAUCAUUUCUGUCAUUGUGGGCCUAUAAUCGCGAUCGGAAUACAUGUAAUUUAAUUGUACUUAACGAAGCAUGUAAGGAGUUCAUAUCUGCGAUGGCUUUAAGUGAAUGUGGAAAUUAUACUGCAAUAGGGACUAUCAGUGGUAGUGUUGAUAUAAUUACAACAAGGAUAUUAAAUAACGAUAUAUGUUAA